This is a messenger RNA of Cygnus olor (mute swan), 5205 nucleotides long. Its product is annotated as deleted in malignant brain tumors 1 protein-like. Gene Ontology annotation, cellular component: membrane. The record is from RefSeq and is a predicted model, not a curated record. NCBI's taxonomy places the organism in Eukaryota, Metazoa, Chordata, Aves, Anseriformes, Anatidae.
AUGUGUCCUUGUCAAAAUUAUGAUAAUAAAAUUAUAACUGCUUGUGUCCUCCUCUUGCUGGUUCUUCCCUAUUCCUUUCAGCCAACAGCAUCACGUCCUGCCCAAAUAAGACUCGUGAACGGCCCUGACCCCUGCACAGGGCGACUGGAGGUGUUUUACAAUGGCGCCUGGGGGACGGUGUGUGACGACCACUGGAGCCUUGCAGGAGCCCGUGUGGUGUGCCGGCAGCUGGGCUGUGGGAUGGGUCUGUCUGCUGUUGGUGGGGCUCGGUAUGGGCGAGGAGAAGACCCCAUCUGGCUGGACAACGUGCAGUGCACCGGCACAGAAGCUGCUCUUUCUGAGUGCCAGGCACGGCCCUGGGGAGCUCACAACUGUGGGCAUGGGGAAGACGUCAGUAUUGUGUGCUCGGGGGCACCCACUCCAAGUCUGACCCGUGCCAGGCUGGUGAAUGGCCCUGGCCCCUGCUCUGGCAGAGUGGAAGUCUUCCAUGACAGCAGAUGGGGCACCGUGUGUGAUGACGGCUGGAACCUGACAGAUGCUGAGGUGGUGUGCAGGGAGGUGGGCUGUGGCUCAGCUCUGUCAGCUCCACCUGACGCUGCCUUUGGGCAAGGGGAAGGACCCAUCUGGCUGGAUGAUGUGACCUGUGCUGGGACAGAGACUUCCCUUUCUCUGUGUCAGGCCAGUUCCUGGGGAAGUCAUAAUUGCAAGCAUGAUGAGGAUGCUGGUGUUGAAUGCUCAGAACCAACUCAAGUACGUUUGGUGAAUGGCUCCAGCCAUUGCUCAGGGAGAGUUGAGGUCCACCACAACCAGCGGUGGGGGACAAUUUGUGAUGAUGGCUGGGACCUGAGAGAUGCAGAGGUGGUGUGCCGGCAGCUGGGCUGUGGGACAGCUGUGUCAGUCCCUGGCAAGGCUCACUUUGGGCAAGGACACGAUCCCAUCUGGCUGGAUGAGGUGAACUGCACAGGGACAGAAGGCGCCAUCACAGAAUGUAGUUUGGAGCCCUGGGAGGAACACAACUGCAAUCACAACGAAGAUGCUAGUGUUGUGUGUUCAGGUAAGUGACCAGAACUGCGGCUAGUGAAUGGCCCGAAUCGCUGCGCUGGGCGCGUUGAGGUGCUUCACCACCAGCAGUGGGGCACUGUGUGUGACAAUCACUGGGACAUGGAGGAUGCCAAAGUGGUGUGUCGGCAGCUGGGCUGCGGUGCUCCAAUCUCUGCUCCAGGCUGGGCCAGGUUUGGCAGAGGCUACGACCCCAUCUGGCUGGAGAAAGUGACUUGCUCGGGGACUGAGGCUGCCCUUAGUGAGUGUGAAGCCCAGACAUGGGGAGUCCACAGCUGCCACCAUGGGGAAGACGCCAGCGUGGUGUGCUCAGAUUCCUUUGUUUCAGAACCAGAGGUGGUUCGGCUGGUGAACGGCCCAAGCCGCUGUGCUGGGAGAGUUGAAGUCCUUCAACAGCACCAAUGGGGGACGGUGUGUGACAAUGCCUGGGACCUGAGUGACGCAGAAGUGGUGUGCUGGCAGCUGGGCUGUGGGACAGCAGCUGCAGCUCCGGGCUUGGCUCACUUUGGCCAGGGACACGGUCCCAUCUGGCUGGCCGAGGUGAACUGCACGGGAACAGAAACUGCCCUCUCCAAAUGUGGGGCCAGGCCCGAAGGAGUCCACCUCUGCCACCAUGGAGAAGACGCUGGUGUGGUGUGCUCAGGUAGCUGCUGAUCAUCUGCCGCUGAGGUCCGGCUGGUGAAUGGCUCAAACCGCUGCUCUGGGAGAGUCGAGGUGCUGCAUAACCAGCGAUGGGGAAGUGUGUGUGAUGACGGCUGGGGCCUGGAUGAUGCAGAAGUGGUAUGCCAGCAACUGGGCUGUGGUACAGCUAUCUGGGCUCUGCCUGCAGCUCGGUUUGGGCUGGGGUACGACCCCAUCUGGCUCGACGAUGUGAAUUGCACAGGCUCAGAGGCUGCCCUCUCCGAGUGCAGAGCCAGGCCAUGGGGAGACAACAACUGUAAUCACAAAGAAGAUGCCGGUGUGGUGUGUGCAGGUAAGCUACUUUCAUUCCUUCAUGGUCUCCGGCUGGUGAAUGGCUCCAGCCGCUGCUCUGGGAGGGUCGAGGUCCUUCGUAACCAGCGGUGGGGGACUGUGUGUGAUGACAGCUGGGACCUGAGUGAUGCAGAGGUGGUGUGCCGGCAGCUGGGCUGUGGGACGGCUGUGUCAGCUCCAGGCUCAGCUCACUUUGGGCAAGGCUCCAGCCACAUCUGGCUGCAGGGUGUUGAGUGCACAGGGACAGAAGCUGCCCUCUCUGAAUGCAGGUCCAGGACGGGGCAACAGAGUUAUUGCAGCCAUGGUAAAGAUGCUGGUGUUGUGUGCUCAGAUCCUGUAGCACUACGACUGGUGAAUGGCUCGAGUUUCUGUGCUGGGAGAGUCGAAGUGCUCCACAAGCAACUGUGGGGAACAGUGUGUGAUGACGGCUGGGACAUGGAGGAUGCUGCAGUUGUGUGCCGGCAGCUGGGCUGUGGGGUGGUGGUCUCAGCCCCUGGCAGAGCUUUGUUUGGGCGAGGGCAUAAUGCCAUCUGGAUGGAUGACGUGAACUGCACAGGGGGGGAAGACACCCUCUUGGAGUGCCUGGCCAGGCCAUGGGGGGAACACAACUGUGACCAUGGGGAAGAUGCUGGCGUGGUGUGCUCAGAACCAGUUGCAUCCCAGAGGGUUCCCCUCCGCUUGCUGGAUGGACCGCACCGCUGCGCUGGCCGAGGGGUAUACUACAGCAACAGGUGGGGCACGGUGUGCGAUGACCACUGGGACCUGAACGAUGCCAACGUGGUGUGCCAUCAGCUGCACUGUGGCAUCGCCUUGUCCACCAGCAGACCUGGCCAGUUCAGGGCGGGGUCUGGCCCCAUCUGGCUGGACGAUGUCAACUGCACGGGGACGGAGGUGGCGCUUUCCUACUGCAGAGCGAAUGACUGGGGGAAGAACAAUUGCCACCAUGGUGAAGAUGCUGGUGUGGUUUGUGCAGGGAACGCUGGUUCCGCAGAGCUGCGCUUGGUGAACGGCCCGAACCGCUGUGCUGGGAGAGUGGAGCUGCUGUAUGAUCAUGAGUGGGGAACCGUGUGCGAUGAUGACUGGAGCUUCACAGAUGCCAAAGUCGUGUGUCGGCAGCUGGGCUGUGGGACGGCGGUCUCAGCUUAUAGCUCAGCAUACUUUGGCCAGGGAACAGGCCCCAUUUGGCUAGACAACGUUCAGUGCAGUGGGACAGAAGCUGCUCUGUCUGAAUGCCAGGCCAGGCCAUGGGGAGUCAAUAACUGUGACCACGGAGAAGAUGCUGGAGUUGUGUGUGCAGGCAUGGCUGUCAAUAUGCCGGCUCAGCUGCGCCUGCAGAACGGCCCCAGCCGCUGUGCAGGAAGAGUGGAGGUGCUCCAUGACCAUCAGUGGGGGACAGUGUGUGAUGACGGCUGGAGCCUAAGCGAGGCCACAGUGGUGUGCCGACAGCUGAGUUGCGGGACGGCAGUCUCAGCUCCGGUUCUAGCUCACUUUGGGCCGGGGUCUGGCCGUGUCUGGCUGGAUAACGUGAACUGCACCGGGGCUGAAGCCGCCCUCUCUGAGUGCCACGCCAGGCCUUGGGGAUCCAACGACUGUGACCAUGGGGAGGAUGCUGGUGUGGUUUGCUCAGACAUGGACACGUCGAGGCACCGUCUGCUGCGGCUGGUGAAUGGAUCGAACAGCUGCAUUGGGAGAGUUGAGGUUCUUCACGACCAGAAGUGGGGAACUGUGUGUGAUGACACGUGGGACAUAAACGAUGCUGCAGUUGUGUGCAGGGAGCUGGGCUGCGGGACGGCAAUGUCAGCACCAGGCUCAGCUCAUUUUGGGCAAGGGUCGGACCCCAUCUGGCUGGACAAUGUGCACUGCGUAGGGACAGAGUCCACCUUUGCGGAGUGUCGGCUGAAAAGCUGGGGAGAGCACAACUGUGGCCACAGUGAGGAUGCCGGUGUGGUGUGCUCAGGUAAAUCCACAAGGACCAGGGUGGGCCAUCCAGGACAGGCUGAGUUAAUUCCUACCUCAUCCCCUCUGCUCUCCGCUGCAGGCACCAACCCCUUGCAGCUGCGGGUUAAGGAUGGUCCGGGUCCCUGCUCAGGGCACGUGGAGGUGCUGUACAACGCCACCUGGUACGGUGUCUGUGACAGUGACUGGAGCUUGCUGGAGGCGCACGUGGUCUGCAAGCAGCUGGGCUGUGGACCGGCACAGUCUGCGCCCAUCGGAGGCCAGUUCAGCCCAGAGCGUGGCCACACCUUACUGGAAGGGCUUAGCUGCCGGGGCUCAGAGACUCUGCUCCUGGAGUGCCAGCAGAGAAAUAUGGGUCCGGGGCAGUGCAAGCACGGCUUUGCAGCUGGGGUGGUGUGUACAGAGAUGGAAGACAAAUCACAUGUAAAGAAGGUGGAUGAUGCCAGGACAUCACCUGAGGCUUAGGUGGCCACACUCCUGGUGAUGAAGGCAAGGCUUCCCAGGACCCCAGGAGGCAGCAAAGACACUGUUUCGUGGAGCCAGAGCAGAGCAGCCCUGCGAGGAUCAGCAGAGACGAUCUCCUCUGGCAGAGCGGAAAGUCCUGUCUUGUGUGCCCAAUAGCCCCUUGCCCACUGCACUGAGCUUCUGGGGGUCCCACUUGCCCCCAUGGUCACACACAGCAUCAUAAAUCCCUCGGUCUCCAAGACAGGUCUUCUCAGAGUGAUAACCCCUACCUGGUCCUCCAGGUAGGCUUCAGCAUCCCAGCUCCAUCUGCUUGCACAGAUGCCUCAUUCCCACCACUGCAAUCCUGUGCCUUCACCCAACAGUCACCCCUUGCCAUCACCCCAACAGUCGUCAUACUUUUUCCUCUAAUCUCCCGUGGAAAUGACUUCAUGAUCCAAGAAUAAGAGAGCAGGAUGCUCUACUGCACUGUACAUAGCUAACUUUGCAAAAAUAGCAAUGCACUUCAGAGUCUGUCCAGGAUGGGCUGGGAAGUACCUCAUCCGUUGUAUUUAUUCAAUAUAGUUUUGAAUACCAGUAAAGAAUCCUGAAACCUGAAAGAACAAGAAUGAAAUAUUGUAUGCAUGGUCAGGGUUAUGUAGUGACUUGGCCUGAAGUUUAGGCAAAGUGUAUGUGAUGAAAGAACGGGUUCUUUGGCUAUAGAGGGACGACUGGGUCACAUAUUGGAGACUGAAGAUUGCUAUCUCUGGGUGAGAU